AUGAGAUUUCCCAGGUCUCAGGAGCAAUCUCAGUGUAGUUAUAGGUCCCAGUACUUUGGACGGCCACCUAGGCCUCCGCCACCUCAGUUACAAGGUUACAGGUAUGUCCGUUAUACUCAGUCAGGACUAGGUGAGAGCUUACAGGCAUCGGGUUUGCAGCGACAGCAAGGUUCAGGGAAGACAUGGUCAUUUUCGCCGCGGUGUCCCAUCUGUGCGGGUAGACAGGACCAAGAGUCUUCACUAGACGUUGUGACAGGUAUAUUGACCAUUUGCUCUCACGAUGCUUAUGCCUUGAUAGACCCAGGAUCUACUUUAUCAUAUCUUACCCCAUUUGUUGCGAGGAAGUUUAGUAUAGUGCCAGAAAUACUAAGUGAUCCUUUUGCGGUAUCUACACCAGUCAAAGAAUCGAUUAUUGCUAGAUGGGUUUACCGAGCUUGCUACGCCACAGUUGAUUGUCGAGCAAAGACAGCUAGAUUUUAUUUUCCGGGUGAGCCAAUCCUUGAAUGGGUAGGUAAUACAGCGACACCCAGAGGUAGGUUUAUUUCCUAUUUGAAGGUGAUGAAAAUGAUCGCAAAAGGGUGCAUUUAUCAUAUUGUGCAAGUUAGAGAUGCAGAUGCUGAGGGGGAUAGAUUCUUUUCAAAGAUAGAUUUGAGGUCGGGGUACCACCAGGUCAGAGUUCAGGAGAAAGAUAUUCUGAAGACAGCCGUUAAGACCCGAUAUUUCCACUUCGAGUUCCUUGUGAUGUCCUUCGGGUUGACGAAUGCACCUGAUGAUGAGCAUGCGGACCACCUGCGAGCGGUACUCCAAACCCUCCGUGAUCGUAAAUUGUUUGCUAGGUUUUCUAAAUGUGAGUUCUGGUUGAAGUCUGUAGAAUUCUUGGGGAAUAUUGUAUCCGAUGAAGGGUUUUUCUUCCCUUUCGGAGCCAUUGACGAGUUGACGCGAAAAGAAACUAAGUUUCAAUGGACGGAGGCUUGCGAGCAGAGUUUCCAAGAGCUUAAGAAUAGGCUGACCUCAGUGCCAGUUCUAAUACUUCCAGAGGGUCCAAAUGGUUAUGCCGUGUAUUGUGAUGCCUCAGGGAAAGAUAAUGUUGUAGCAUAUGCCUUAAGUCGCCGAUCUAUGGGUAGCUUAGCACAUGUAGAGGCUGAGAAAAGACAAUUAACUAGAGAGAAUCAUCGAUUGGCUUCAGACGAUGGUGGAGUUGUACUCCAAAACACUGCAAAAUCAUCUCUCAUAGCUGAAGUUAAGGAAAGGUAG
Nicotiana attenuata is the source of this 1254-nucleotide messenger RNA. RefSeq lists its product as uncharacterized. Lineage: Eukaryota; Viridiplantae; Streptophyta; Magnoliopsida; Solanales; Solanaceae. The coding region runs from base 1 to 1254 and encodes 417 amino acids. The transcript is spliced from 7 exons. The record is from RefSeq and is a predicted model, not a curated record.